CUUGUCUCUACCAAACCACUAUAUAACUGGUUGUAACUGUUCACGCAAUCUCAGUACCACGUCGUUCGACCGCCAUUAGCCUUGUGAUCGUCCCACAAUGAUUGGAACUGGCACGAUACUGAGAUGUGCGAUUGUUUUGUUGAUAGCCGACAGCACUAUGGUCAAUUUUAGGGUGCUAGCGAGAGCCAUGUCGACGGUGGCGAAGGCGUUCGAGGCCCAUCAGGUGGUGCCCGAUGUCGUCUCCAAGGCGCCAUCUGCUCUCGUAACGGUGAAAUUCGCGAGCGGUGUGGAAGUUAAUGAAGGCAACGAACUAACUCCCACCCAGGUGAAGGAUGUACCAUCUGUGUCUUGGGACGCUACGCCGAACCAACUCUACACACUUGUCAUGACAGACCCUGACGCGCCGUCUCGCAAGGAACCCAAGUUCCGUGAAUGGCACCACUGGUUGGUCGGCAAUAUCCCCGGCAACAACGUGGCCGCUGGUGAAACCCUCUCAGCCUACGUAGGGUCCGGUCCCCCGCCAGACACGGGGCUACACCGAUACGUGUACCUAGUGUACAAACAACCAUCCAAGUUGAACUUCGACGAACCACGCUUGACUAAUACAUCGGGCGAUAACCGCGGCCAGUUCUCGAUCGCGAAAUUCGCCAGUAAAUAUAAUCUCGGUGAUCCCAUUGCUGGAAACUUCUAUCAGGCGAAAUUCGACGACUACGUGCCUAUAUUGUACAAACAGUUGGGUGCUUAAUCUUCCUGAUUUCGUGUUUGAUGUACCUUAGUAUGUAUGCCAAUAUAUAGAACGCUUAAUAAUAAAUUUCAUUAACAAAGGUCUAUGUGUGAUAUGUACUUUAAAAUUUUUGCAUUAGUGUCUAUUUUCCAAAUUUACUAAUAAAAUCAAUAAUGUUUUUUUAAGCGUGCAAUAUAUAAGCAUACAGCAGGUAUCGAAUGCAUUUAAUAGAUCUUCCAAGAGCAGUUAUCGAAAGCAUUUAUAUAUAAGAAAAGUAGUAAUCGAAAGCAUUUAUAUAUAAGGUACAGACAAACACUAAGAUAAAAACGAAUGAUUUAAAAUAUAGGUCUCAUCUCGUAUGACCUUCGGAUGUAUAACAUAUUUCUUUAUUAGCUUUUUAAGCAACAAGUUGUUAGUAUCAAAUAAAGUUUUGUAAAGCAUUU
Molecule: messenger RNA, 1167 nt
Organism: Achroia grisella
Lineage: Eukaryota; Metazoa; Arthropoda; Insecta; Lepidoptera; Pyralidae
Product: protein D2-like
Exons: 4
Coding region: 98-745 (215 amino acids)
Source: RefSeq, a predicted model, not a curated record